This is a messenger RNA of Nicotiana tabacum (common tobacco), 567 nucleotides long. Lineage: Eukaryota; Viridiplantae; Streptophyta; Magnoliopsida; Solanales; Solanaceae. The record is from RefSeq and is a predicted model, not a curated record.
AUGGUCAUAGUACUAACAAUUACAAGAACAAAAUUAGAGCUGAGAAUAAUUCUAGAAACUUCAACAGCUUGUCUUGCACCUACUAUGGAACAUCGCAAGAAGAAUCGAAAAGGAAAAUUGUAUCUCGACAUCACCGAGCUAGAUGGAGGAACAGUUACUUUUGGUGACAAAUCCAAAGGAAAUGCUAUUGGUGUUGGAAAGGUUCCUUUAAGCUCUGCAUAUGAUGUGGAUGAAGUUUACUUAGUGGAUGAACUCAGGUACAACUUUCUCAGCAUCAGUCAACUAUGUGACAAUGAUUAUGAGGUUCGUUUUAAGAAACAUGGUUGGUUCAUAGAAGACGAAUCAGAUGAUUUCUAUAGAUUUACAUGGGUCAUAUUUCUUAGUCAUAAAGAUGAUCCCUUAAAGAAUUUUAAAGUCUUUUGUAAGAAGGUUCAACGUGAGAAGGGUUACUACAUCUCUUCAAUCAGGAGUGAUCAUGGAGAAGAGUUUGAAGGCAGGGCAUUUGAAAAUUUCUGCAAUGAUCAAGGAAUCUCCCACAAUUUCUCUUCACAUAGAUCUCCUCAGUAG